AUGGGAUGGAACGGGAACCACUCCUCCGUGACCAUGUUUAUCCUCCUGGGUCUCUCAGAUGAUAAAGAGCUUCAAAUCAUCUUCUUUCCUAUAUUUCUAGGAAUCUACCUUGUAACUCUCAUCUGGAACAUAGGUCUUAUCAUCCUGAUAAGGAUAGACUCUCAUCUGCACACACCUAUGUACUUUUUUCUCACUUUUCUCUCUUUAAUAGACAUAUGUUUUUCUUCUUCCAUCAGCCCUAAGAUGAUUUCAGACUUCUUAAAAUGCGAUAAAACAAUUUCCUUUAUUGCUUGUGCAGUUCAGUAUUUUGUUGCAGCCUGGAUGGGCAUAUCUGAAUGCUGCCUCUUGGCUGUCAUGGCCAUCGACCGAUAUGUAGCCAUUGGCAAGCCUCUGCAAUACUCAGUCAUUAUAUCCCCUGGCGUCUGUAGGAGGAUGGUUGCUGGGGUCUAUAGCACUGCUUUCCUUAGCAGCUUAGCACAGACAAUCUGUUGCUUUAAUCUCUACUAUUGUGGUCCAAAUGUCAUACAACAUUUCUUCUGUGAUUUACCCAAGAUUAUCCCCUUGUCUUGCUCCAAUUUCUUCAUCAGUGAACUAAUCCUUCUUCUGGAAGCCCUUUUUUUCGUGUUUGGCUCCUUUCUUGUUACUCUCUUAUCCUACAGCUUCAUCGUGAUUGCCAUCUUUAAAAUGUCCUCCGGCAAAGCGAGUAUCAAGGCCUUCAAUACCUGUGUCUCUCACCUGGCAGCUGUGACGCUGUUCUUUGGCACAGCUCUCUCUGUGUACAUGCGCCCCAACUCUACUCAGUCCCUGAAGCAGGACAAAGUCCUGUCAUUGUUCUACCCCAUUAUCAUCCCCAUGUUAAAUCCUCUCAUCUAUAGUCUCAGAAAUAAGGACAUCAAAGAAGCCCUCAAGAGGGCGAUAAAAAGAGUAACCCAGUAA
Messenger RNA from Elephantulus edwardii (Cape elephant shrew), 936 nucleotides. RefSeq names its product olfactory receptor 5A1-like. The transcript has a single exon. Gene Ontology annotation, cellular component: membrane. The record is from RefSeq and is a predicted model, not a curated record. Gene Ontology annotation, biological process: sensory perception of smell; G protein-coupled receptor signaling pathway. Lineage: Eukaryota; Metazoa; Chordata; Mammalia; Macroscelidea; Macroscelididae. The coding region runs from base 1 to 936 and encodes 311 amino acids. Gene Ontology annotation, molecular function: olfactory receptor activity; G protein-coupled receptor activity; odorant binding.